Molecule: messenger RNA, 1252 nt
Organism: Hibiscus syriacus
Lineage: Eukaryota; Viridiplantae; Streptophyta; Magnoliopsida; Malvales; Malvaceae
Product: histone-lysine N-methyltransferase SUVR3-like
Exons: 2
Coding region: 117-1163 (348 amino acids)
Molecular function (GO): protein binding
Source: RefSeq, a predicted model, not a curated record
UUGAGAUUCCAAUAAUUAAAAAUUGGGUAAUCGAUAGCAAUUGGAUGGUGGAAUAGAAGUUCAAUCAAUUCCUUCAAGUGAAACUUGUUAAGUACGUAAUUCAGUCAUCGUUCUCCAUGUCGUCGUCGUCGCCACCCAAAAAAUCCCAGGAACGAGGCUUUAACCGCGUUCUUUUUCAAUGCGCAGACCUCAUCCUUCCAUGGCUAAACCCUCAAGAACUGGCUAAUGUCUCCCUCACCUGCAAAACCCUUCACCAAAUCGCUCAACCCAUCACUCUCCACCGCUCCCUCGACGCUUCAAGAUCCUUUGAAAACCUUCCCAUUCCAUUUCACAACACCGUCGAUCAACACCCUUAUGCCUUCUUCAUUUACGCUGCGUCUCAAAUCAUCCCUUCUUCUUCUUCUUCUUUGAACCUCCAGUUUUGGGGACCCAACUCGUCGGGUGCUGAAAUGGGUUGUGCUCGUGACUCGAUGAUUCGACCCGGGGCGAGCUGGGUGACUGUGGUGGACGAUUCAGGGUGUGAGUGUGAGAAUUGUGAAAAAGUGAGUGAAGACAAUGUGAUUGGAUGUCCGUGCAUGGAGCUGAGAGAGGACGAGGGGAUGGGGAUAAUGAGCGAGUGUGGAACGGGUUGCGGAUGCGGUUUGGAGUGUGGGAAUCGGAUGAGUCAGAGAGGAAUACGAUUCAAGUUGAAGAUUGUGAGAGAUAAAAGAAAAGGGUGGGGAUUAUAUGCUGCUCAAUUGAUCCAACGAGGCCAGUUCGUCUGUGAGUAUUCAGGUGAGCUUUUAACAACCAAAGAGGCUAGGAGGAGGCAACGAAUCUAUGAUGAACUUGCUUCAAAUGGCCGCUUUUCGUCCGCACUUCUAGUUGUUAGAGAACAUCUUCCAUCUGGCAAUGCUUGCUUGAGGAUUAAUAUAGAUGCCACGAGAGUUGGAAACGUUGCUCGCUUCAUUAAUCACUCGUGUGAUGGCGGUAACCUAUCGACAGUACUCAUGAGAAGCUCAGGGGCUUUGGUGCCUCGUCUUUGUUUCUUCGCUUCAAAAGACAUAAAAGAAGACGAGGAGCUCAGUUUUAGCUACGGCGAAAUUAGAGUCCGGCCUACCGGCUUGAAAUGUAUCUGCGGCAGCUCUGGUUGUUUCGGAACUUUACCUUCAGAGCAUACUUGAAAGGCACCUCAGAGAAGUCAACUAAACGGCAUUGCCCCGCAAGUGACUGGUAAUGAUAAAAAAAAAAAGCCAACAACCGAGGGGACGGC